This is a messenger RNA of Penaeus vannamei (Pacific white shrimp), 505 nucleotides long. NCBI's taxonomy places the organism in Eukaryota, Metazoa, Arthropoda, Malacostraca, Decapoda, Penaeidae. The record is from RefSeq and is a predicted model, not a curated record.
GAAGCCGAAGCCGAUCGAGCCCUUUUUUCACGUGGGUUUCGGACACAUUCACGCGUUGUUGUUCAGCCGGGACGGAAAAUGAGAGAGACUUAAUUCCAUCGGAAAAACCCGCCGUAUUUCGUCGAGAAGAAUAGCAGCGUGUCAAAGUUAUUAAGAUCACAGCCGAACACAAAUCCACAGAAUGGAGGACGCACAUACCUAUUCGUAUGAGGAUGUCCUCACACAGUUUGCCGUGGAGCCAGAUGUUGGCCUUGCAGAAGGCCAGGUCAAAAACAGCCAAGCGAAGUAUGGUCCGAAUGAACUGCCAGCAGAAGAGGGGAAAUCCUUAUUUCAGCUUGUAAUAGAACAGUUUGAUGAUUUAUUAGUUAAAAUCCUAUUACUGGCAGCCAUUAUCUCUUUUGUUUUAGCGUGGUUUGAAGAAGGCGAGAAAACCAUAACUGCGUUUGUUGAGCCUUUCGUAAUUCUUCUUAUUUUGAUUGCAAAUGCAAUUGUUGGGGUUUGGCAG